ACACUGGGUCAGUAGGCUGAGUGAGGAAGAUCACUUAUUUAUAUGGGCGUAAGCAAGAGGAAACGAUUACCAGAGACAUCCAUUAGAGAGAGAUAUAUAUAUACCUUGAUGAGAAACAUAUACAUGUGAAAGUUUCAAGACGAAGAAGUUCGGUGAUUAACUAAUUUUCGGAGAAAAUUUUCAGGAGAAAGAAGUUGUCGAAGCAGAGAGUGAAUCACUGAGGAAUAAGAAAAUGUUGAAUGGGUCAGGAAGUUCCUCUGAAUAUAAGCAUCAAAAAGAAGACGAGAAAAACGGGAUGACCUAGAAAGCAAAAAGGAAUGGAAAUGGGGUGAAAUGCAAAAUCUAAAGAAGGGCUAUCAGGUAAAGUUUUUUAAGAAUAUCAGAAAGAAAGACAAACUCGAGAACUUUGUCAAAGAAGAGGAACAACGCAUCCGCUAUUGUUACGAAGCAACAUUUGAGAAUUUCAGUUCAGAUGAAUUCAUAGAGAUGAUCCUGGGUGAUGCUGUCUUCAUCAUUGAACUCUUCUUGAGGAAUUACCAUGAUGAUAGAGGAGAUUUUUUGGUUAGUAAACCGUGGCUAACAAAUGCUAUAAAACUGGACUUGCAAUUACUUGAAAACCAGCUUCCAUACUUUGUCCUGGAGGAGUUAUACCUGUUAGCCUAUGGCUGCUCCGCUAGACCUUCCUUCCUUACUCUUUCUCGCAAGUUUUUCGGUUAUAAGGAGCCCGAUGAAGAGGCCAUACAGGAUAUGGAAAUUAAACAUUUUGUCGACUUGAGAAGACAUACUAUGUUGGUCGGAGUCGAAAUCGAUGAAAAAUUACCAAAGUCUUCGGGCGGAAAAAUUGAAGAUUUACCAAGUGCAGUGAAGCUGCAUGAGUCCGGGGUGAAGUUUAAGUCGGUCAAAAACAAAGAUGCAGUGAAGCCGGGUGACUCGAAGAGGAAGUGUAAGCCAGAAAAAGGUUUACUUAACAUAGAAUUUGAAAAGAGAGAAAGAGAAGACUCGUGUAUUUGGUGGCUUAGAGGACAGGUGCUAAAGAUUCCACGCCUUAAAAUUGAAGAUGGUACGGAAUGUUUGUUUCGAAACUUGAUGGCCUUGGAGCAGUGCCAUUAUCCAUUUGAAACUCAUAUUUGCAACUAUAUUGAUCUAAUGGAUGCUCUGAUCAACACGAGAAAAGAUGUGGAUUUGCUUGUUGACCAUAGAAUCAUCUCCAAUUGUGUGGGCGACCAUGAUUCAAUUAAAGUGAUGUUUAACAGACUCUGCCUUGAGAUUACGCCAAGUACUUCCUGUUACCUAGACAUUUGCAAGAGGCUGAAAGAACACCACGAGAGAUGGUGGAAUCGCACCAAGGCAACGUUGAUUAGUGUGUAUUUUGAAAAUCUGUGGAGAGGGACUGGAACUAUUGCUGCAGCCAUACUCUUACUGCUCACUCUGUUACAAACCAUCAAACGAUUCUAUCCGGCCCUGUUUACGGAUCCAUAAUAAUUUAAGUUUGUGUGUGUUUUUAGUACUUGUAUAAUUAGAACCUCUACUUCCUAGUUCCUAGUAUUACGCUGCUAAUAACUUCGGAUCUGUAGCUUUCAUUUAUAAUAAUGUAUUCUCUCCCAUGCCGUAUGUAUUGU
Pistacia vera is the source of this 1619-nucleotide messenger RNA. Its product is annotated as UPF0481 protein At3g47200-like. NCBI's taxonomy places the organism in Eukaryota, Viridiplantae, Streptophyta, Magnoliopsida, Sapindales, Anacardiaceae. Bases 334 to 1479 code for a protein of 381 amino acids. The transcript is spliced from 3 exons. The record is from RefSeq and is a predicted model, not a curated record.